AUGCAGGCUGCGGGCGAUUCGGAUGGCCUCGGCCAUGGGUCUCGUGGUUCUCUGGUCGAGUCUGCUGAUUCUGGGGUUGACAGGCAGUCGGAGGAUGUGUCGUCCACAUUCGCUCCUAAAAUUAUCCAGUUCGUGAACGAGCCCGCAUUAGACCGCCCCGACGGCAGCCUUGAAAGCAGGAUACUGCGGCAAAUUGAGUUCUACUUCUCCGAUGCAAAUAUAUUGAAAGAUCAGUUCCUCCUGAAAUCUGUCAAAACCAAUAAAGAGGGUUGGGUGAAGCUGUCUACAAUUGCCGGAUUUAGGCGCGUUCAAUCACUAACGAAGGACGAAGAUACGAUUCAAAGGGCUUUAAAAAACUCAACCCAAGUAGAAGUUUCUGAAGACGGUACACGUAUAAGACGUAGGCAUCCACUUCCGGAAUGGGACAAAUCUAUCUACUCAAGAACUAUACUCAUAACGCGCUUUAAGGAGAAGGACAUUAUAACUGUGUUUUCCGUUGGUGAAUUUUUCGAGUCGAUGAAUUUAAACGUCAAACUUGUGCGCAUCAUCGAUCCCGGUAAAACCAUACCACCAGAUCUAAUCAAGUCGGCAUCACUUAUUGGUUUUCUUGGUAAGGAAAGGUGUGCUGUCGUCGAAUUUGAUUCACGGGAAUCGGCUUUGAGGGCUCUCGGUGUUACAAAGAGUGCCUGGCCGUAUUCUUACUGUACUUCCCUGCAGCGCAGACUAAAACCAUCUGAACCAUUAAAAUCGAGGGAAAAUCUCAAGAAAGACGCUGUCUCACGACCGGAUUUGUCUGCGCGACCUCAAAUAUCGUUGGCUUCUGGUGUGUAUAACAACGUGAAAGUCGAACUUAUCCGUGAUCCGAGGGCACCACCAAACGAAAAUAGCGUUGGUUUUGAACCGAACUGGCGCGAGACGCUGCGCCUCCAACGGCUGAGCAUGGCGGACCAUAAUGAGGACUCUUCCCACUCCAAUUCCGUCUCUUCAGAUGAAUUCUUUACGCCUCAGGCACCCUCUCCUAGAACUCAAAUUAACCCUUCUGCUGUGCCCCCUGCAUCCUCGCCCGCCCAACCUGCUUCACAACUUAUGCUCCUUGAUGAAGCCAUCGUCUCCGUGAUUCCAACUCCGCAAAACGAGCAUAUUGAGUUGCAUCGUAAACGCCAUGGUUACAGACUCGACUACUUUGAGAGAAAACGGAAGAAAGAGGCUCGCGAGCCUCACGAGAGAGCGCAAAAGGCGAGAAAAUUGCGUGGCCUGAAGGCAAAGAUUGCAAAUAAGGAACGCUUUAAGGAGAAGGUUCAAAUGAGGAAAACGAUUCGCAUGCAUGAAAUGAGAAAUGUAAAGCAGAAGGCAGGCGAAGCAGGUGGACUGGGCGAAAAGCCUGUAUUUUUGCUUGAUCGCGAAGAGCAAAAUAUAUCUAAGGUCCUUUCAAAUACAGUCAAGCAAAAACGUGCUGAGAAGGCUGGCAAAUGGCAAGUUCCCUUGCCGAAGGUUCGCACGGUGUCAGAAGCUGAGGCAUUCAGGGUGGUGAAAUCGGGGAAAUCAAAACGGAAGGCUUGGAAGCGUAUGGUGACCAAGAUGUGUUACGUUGGUGACAAUUUUACAAGAAAGCCACCGAAGUUUGAACGUUUUAUCCGUCCCAUGGCGUUACGUGCCAAGCGAGCCAACGUUACCCAUCCCGAAUUGAAAUCCACCUUUUGUUUGCCCAUCAUUGGCGUAAAAAAGAAUCCCAGUUCUCCUUUAUACACGAGUCUUGGGGUGAAUGUGAGCGACCUUGGUUUGGUAACUCCUGGUGGCAAGGUCGUGUGGGGCAAAUACGCUCAAGUGACGAACAAUCCCGAGAACGAGGGCUGCGUGAAUGCGGUUCUUAUCGUCUGA
Echinococcus granulosus is the source of this 1878-nucleotide messenger RNA. RefSeq names its product Ribosome biogenesis protein NSA2. Gene Ontology annotation, cellular component: nucleus; nucleolus; preribosome, large subunit precursor. The coding region runs from base 1 to 1878 and encodes 625 amino acids. Lineage: Eukaryota; Metazoa; Platyhelminthes; Cestoda; Cyclophyllidea; Taeniidae. Gene Ontology annotation, biological process: maturation of 5.8S rRNA; maturation of LSU-rRNA. The record is from RefSeq and is a predicted model, not a curated record. The transcript is spliced from 10 exons. Gene Ontology annotation, molecular function: RNA binding.